AUGAAGAAAGACUCUGAUGGACUCGUCCAGUUAAGUAAGAAGAAGGCAGCUCAGCUGUCAAGAAUUAUUGAAUCAAGUAUUGUGCAUGGGAUGAAAUAAGAAUCCAACUAACCUUAGAAGUAAGGGAACUAAAAAAGAGGAAUUUACCAGAGAGAAAUUGAAGGAAAUAGAGAAAAAGUCUAAAGCAAGAAGAUAUCAGUUUAAAGUCAGCGAACUCGACUCAAAUAUCAACUUGAAGAACUAUUUGAUUGACAAAAUUGAGAAUAUGGGGUUACAGAGUGCUAAAUCACAGAUCUCUGGUAAAAUAGACACUUUUCUAAAUGAUGCAUUCAGGGUUCAGAACUUAAAGAACCAGACUAAGAAUUCUCAGCAGUCAGAUUACUUGGAGAAGCUGAAGCGUCUAAAUAAGAUUGGGGUGGUAGACCAUCCUUAUAAAAUCCCAUACAAGAAGAUCUAUGAGAGAGAUGAGAAGAAGAACCUUCUUGGCAGUUACUACUCGGAUCGAGCUAAUGGAAGGAAAGUUGAGUUUCUCAACACCAGGAUCCCCACACCUAAGAUGAAGUAUCAUCUCAAUGCGAAGGUGGUCAAGGAGUUAUUCAUGGAUGAACAGAUCAAAAACUAUGCUUGCUUUACCAACUUCAAUGUUAGGAUAGAUGGCAGAGCUAAAGAAAAAGGCAGAAUCAAGUAUAAAGAAAACCCACAGGAGUUCAAGGAAGAAAUAUUUUAACAAGAAGAUGUCUGUGAGUGGGCUUACUAAAGCUUUCAGCAAGCUUUCCUCUCUUAAAGAUAAUUAUCUCUCAGAUGCUGAUGUUUACAAUUUCAUCAAAAAUAACAAGGAUGUAAUAAAUGAAGAGGAUUGAAUUAAUACACCUUCCUUUGCUAGUCCAAGAGUGAGGUUGAAGGAUGAGAAAACUCGUUUUAACUCUACUCAAAAUUUUAUGCUCAAAAAGAAGAUCAACACUCCUAAUAGCAAGCACACAAUCUUCACUAGUCUUGAUAACCGGCCUCGUUGCAGCUUGAAUACUAGCAAGAUUGAGAAAAGAGCUAAAUCUACUCUGAAGGAAGGGAAGAUUAAUGUUUCUAUUAAGGAUAAGUCUUUGAACAUCCAAAUUGAGGAGAGUAAGAUUUCUCCUGCAAAGACUCCCUCUAAGCUGCAUCAGAUCAGUGUUUCUAAUAGCAACAUAGACACAUCUAAGAAUUCCUUUCAAAGGUUUCAGUCUAAUCUUCAAAGAAACAACAGGAUCUGUGAGAAGAUCAAGAGGUCUAAAAAGGAGUUUUAUUCAACAAAAUAUCCGAAACUAAAGUCCGUUUCUCCAAGUGUGACCAAGAGUCCAAUAUCACAAUUGUUGAAGACUAAGGAUUGCGAGCAAGAGUCUUCAAAAUUACGCUCUAAAGUCCUAUCUUUCAUAUGAAAACUAGACACUGAAGUGAAGAGAGCAAAGUCCAAAAGAAAGAUCUUCACUAAGAUCAGACCUAAGAAAGGUGUUUUUAUCUCCAAAUAUGCCUAUUUUAAAGAAAAAGCAGCUCCUCUUCCAAAUGAAGUCCUUAACCUGGAUUUGUAGCCUGAAGGAGCUAAUGAUCCACUCAUAAUUCUAAGUAUUCAACUUG
This is a messenger RNA of Moneuplotes crassus, 1608 nucleotides long. The record is from the annotation of a GenBank genome assembly. Lineage: Eukaryota; Ciliophora; Spirotrichea; Euplotida; Euplotidae.